Molecule: messenger RNA, 3572 nt
Organism: Nelumbo nucifera (sacred lotus)
Lineage: Eukaryota; Viridiplantae; Streptophyta; Magnoliopsida; Proteales; Nelumbonaceae
Product: kinesin-like protein KIN-UB
Biological process (GO): mitotic spindle assembly; microtubule-based movement; spindle elongation
Cellular component (GO): mitotic spindle; spindle microtubule
Molecular function (GO): ATP binding; plus-end-directed microtubule motor activity; microtubule binding
Source: RefSeq, a predicted model, not a curated record
CGGGACCCACUAAGCGGCGUUCAUGUCGUCCUCAUCUCUCGGGCCUCUCUCUCUCUCUCUCCCUCGCUUACCACUUCAGACGAGCAUAUGCUCAGUGGACCCACUUCCCCUCUCUACAGACUCUACUCAGUGACCGCAAGUCAUCUUGUGCGUGUUUUCCGAAACCAGUCUCUCUCUCUCUCUCUCUCUUUACUAGCCUGUAUCCUCCAUCUUUUUCUAUCUCAUAAUUUAAAUUUGGGAGAGCUUCUGCAGACGCAUAUCUCUCGUCUUCUGGUCUCUGUCUUGUUUCGUUUCUUGAGGUUUCUCGAUUUUCAGUCUUAAUGGCGGGGAACUGUUGAAGGAAGGGAGAAGGUAUGGCUUCUGGUUAUAGAAAUGGAACCACGAAGGGGGCCUUGAAGGUUGACAGACCAUUGUCCAUGAAUUCGAACGUGAAGACCUCUUCUAUAAAAUCCAAGUCCGCACAAUCUCCGUACAAUGCUCCUGCCAUUCGUCGGAGCGGCCAGGCCCCGAUCAGUGGUUCCGCCGGGCCUGUAAAGGAUGACUCCGUAGUUUCUGGAAGAGUUCGAGUGGCAGUGAGACUGAGGCCACGUAAUGCAGAGGAAUUAGUUGCAGAUGCUGAUUUUGCUGAUUGCGUGGAGUUGCAGCCAGAGCUUAAAAGGUUGAAACUUCGCAAAAACAAUUGGGACUCUGACACAUAUGAAUUUGAUGAAGUGCUCACUGAGUUUGCAUCGCAGAAACGGGUCUAUGAAGUCGUGGCAAAACCAGUUGUGGAGAGUGUUCUGGAUGGUUAUAAUGGGACUGUAAUGGCUUAUGGACAAACUGGCACAGGGAAGACUUUCACUCUCGGAAGACUUGGGGAAGAAGAUACAGCAUAUCGUGGCAUUAUGGUGCGCUCAAUGGAGGAUAUUUUGGCAAAUAUAUCUCCAGAAACUGAUUCUGUGUCAGUCUCCUACUUGCAGCUUUAUAUGGAGACAAUUCAAGAUCUCCUUGAUCCUGCAAAUGAUAACAUUUCCAUUGUGGAAGACCCAAAAACUGGAGAUGUUUCGUUACCUGGUGCAACCCUAGUAGAAGUCAGAGACCAACAAAGUUUUGUUGAGUUGCUACGAUUUGGUGAAGCACAUCGAUUUGCUGCAAACACAAAACUGAAUACUGAAUCUUCUCGGAGUCAUGCUAUUCUAAUGGUACAUGUUAAGAGGUCUAUCAAGGGAAGAGAAUCUUCUAUUUUAAGUGAAAACGGGAACACCUCCCACUUGGUCAAAAGUUUUAAGCCAUCACUUGUACGGAAAGGCAAACUAGUUGUUGUGGAUCUUGCAGGUUCAGAGCGUAUUGAUAAAUCUGGCAGUGAAGGGCAUACACUAGAGGAAGCUAAGUCUAUAAAUCUCUCACUGAGUGCAUUAGGUAAGUGCAUAAAUGCUCUCGCAGAGAAUAGUGCUCAUGUGCCAGUGCGUGAUUCAAAGCUUACGAGAUUGCUUCGAGAUUCAUUUGGAGGCACUGCACGAACUUCAUUGGUUGUGACAAUUGGUCCAUCUCCACGCCAUCGAGGAGAGACUGCAAGUACCAUAAUGUUUGGGCAAAGGGCUAUGAAGGUGGAGAAUAUGGUGAAAAUAAAGGAAGAAUUUGAUUAUAAAGGGUUGGCUAGAAGGCUUGACAUACAAUUAGACAAGCUCAUUUCUGAACAUGAAAGGCAACAGAAAGCUUUUGAGGAUGAAAUUGAGAGAAUAACUAUAGAUGCACAACAUCGUAUCUCAGAGGCAGAAAAAAGCUAUGCAGAUGCUCUGGAGAAGGAGAGAUUGAAAUACCAGAGGGACUACAUGGAAUCAAUAAAGAAUCUUGAGGAACAAUGGGCCAUUGAUCAGAAAAAGCACUGUAAUGAUCGAAUUGGAUCUGGACCCAAAGACGGGUGCUUGGAUAAGACAUGCAAUAGAGAGGGGUCUUCGGCAUCUAUUUCUGAGGAAGUUGCUGAGGUGAAGAAGGCCCUUGAGAAUGAAAUUUGUUUAAGGAAGGCUGCUGAGGAGGAGGUCAACAAUCUUAAAAGUCAAUUAGUACAAUGGAAAAGGUCAGAGGCUGCUGGAAAUGCAGAGAUCAUAAAGCUUCGUAAGAUGCUAGAAGAUGAGGCACAUCAAAAAGUAAAACUUGAAGAAGAAAUCACGAUUCUAAGAAGCCAAUUGUUGCAAUUGAGUUUUGAAGCUGAAGAGACGAGGAGGAGUCUUGACAGAGGUGGUUCCGGAAAAUUUUUGAACGGCCUAGGUUCUCUUAUGUCUCAAGUCAGGCAUCCACAUCUCAAAGAUCCAGGGAAUGGACCGAAAGCCUCAAUUGCCAAACUCUUUGAGCAAGUGGGAUUGCAAAAGAUUCUGUCAUUGCUUGAAUCAGAAGAUGCUGAUGUGCGGAUUCAUGCAGUGAAAGUGGUGGCAAAUCUAGCUGCAGAAGAAGCAAAUCAAGAGAAGAUUGUUGAAGCUGGUGGCCUUACUUCCUUGUUGAUGCUUCUUAGAAGCUCAGAGGAUGAGAUGAUAUGCAGAGUAGCAGCAGGAGCAAUUGCUAACCUUGCAAUGAGUGCAGAAACAAACCAAGAACUUAUAAUGGCUCAAGGUGGCAUUAGUUUGUUGUCGAUGACAGCAGCUGAUGCCGAGGAUCCUCAAACUCUCCGAAUGGUCGCUGGAGCCAUUGCAAAUCUCUGUGGCAAUGAUAAGCUACAAACUAAACUGAGAGGUGAAGGUGGUAUUAAGGCUUUGCUAGGAAUGGUGAGAUGCGGACAUCCCGAUGUUCUUGCCCAAGUUGCACGUGGAAUUGCCAACUUUGCAAAAUGCGAGUCUAGAGCAUCGACACAGGGGUCAAAGACUGGGAGGUCAUUCUUGAUUGAUGAUGGAGCGCUUCCUUGGAUUGUACAAAAUGCAAAUAAUGAAGCCUCACCAAUCAGACGCCAUAUUGAGCUUGCUCUGUGUCACCUGGCACAGCAUGAAGUGAAUGCAAAGGACAUGAUUAGUGGUGGUGCUCUAUGGGAGCUUGUUCGUAUUUCCCGAGACUGUUCCCGGGAGGACAUAAGGAAUCUUGCCCAACGGACACUGACCUCCAGCCCUACCUUCCAAGCUGAAAUGCGGCGAUUGCGGAUAGAGUUUUGAAGCUAACUAGUGGUAGGCUCUUCGUGGUAUAUCUUUGUGUAGACUUCUUGUAGUGGUGUGGAGAAGCCAAAGAUGAGUUUUUGAAGCUAACUAGUGGUAGGCUCUGUGGUAUCUCUGUGUAGACUAGUUAUAGUAGCGUGGAGAAGCCAAAGCUGAUUAUAGAUCGCACUGUUGUCGCUUGCACGAGAAGAUUUGAUCUUUUAGGGAUGAAUAAGCGGGCAUUCAGAUAGGUAGGUCCAUUUAAAAUUUUGUUAGAACUUAGAAGGGUGUAGGCCUUUGUAAUCAUAAUUCUAGAUGGGUACGUUUGUAGAGCCCUUUGUCUAUAUUCUUUUCUUGUUUCCGAUGUAUUGUUUUAUUCAAGUGGACCGUUGAAGUAUAGCUUCUUGAGAGAAAUGUUGUAGAAAUCGAUGUAUAUGCAAUGAAAAAAAUGUGUAUUUUUUAUUGCCUCUGUACUAA